UUAAAGGUUGUAACAGGCUUAGAGAGACGUGCUCAGCCAGAGCUUGUUCAGCCAGGUGAUUGCGAGUGGGUUACCGUUAUCCAGAGCAUCUGCGCCGCUGGGUAUGCAACCCCGCCUUUUAUCAUCUACAAAGGACGCGUCCACAUCUCUGCCUAUAUACCCUAUAAGAACGUGUGGAAUUUUGAUGAGACUGGCGUUGCACUUAGUUUAAGGCGUAUUUUUAUACCAAAUACUUCACCAUCAGGCAGUGGCCACCGGCUGCUUAUUCUUGAUGGCUAUGGCUCCCACACACCUAUUGACUUUAUGUGGGAGUGCAAGGAGAAUAAGAUACACCUUCUCUACCUCCCUGCGCACACGUCGCACCUUCUUCAGCCUCUAGAUCUUGCUCCAUUCUCCGUGGUAAAGUCAAGCUAUCGGGAUGCGAUCAGAGCGCUCUCCGCGCUAGAUGACGCAGCACCUGUCAAGAAAGAGCGCUUUGUAACCUCAUAUAACUUAGCACGAGAGGAAGGGCUCUCGGGGGGAGUAAUAAGAGCUGGCUGGAAGGCUGCUGGCCUUGUUCUGUUCAACAAAAAGCUAGUACUCAACUCAUCUCAGAUCACUGGGCGCCCAAGUACACCACCACCAGCAGAUCAAGGCAGAGCUCUUCUUAAGGCAGUACUUGCUACACCAAAGAGCUCUCAGCAGCUAAAGCGCGCGCAGCAGGCGCUGCUAGGAUCAGAGAACCUCUCGCGAAGCACCCGGGAGGUUCUCACCAAAGCAGCUAAGGCAAUUGCUAUCACCAACGCUAGAGCUGCUGGGCUAGAGGCUGAGAAUUAA
Didymella exigua CBS 183.55 is the source of this 816-nucleotide messenger RNA. RefSeq names its product DDE-domain-containing protein. Gene Ontology annotation, molecular function: DNA binding. NCBI's taxonomy places the organism in Eukaryota, Fungi, Ascomycota, Dothideomycetes, Pleosporales, Didymellaceae. Gene Ontology annotation, cellular component: nucleus. The annotation marks the transcript as partial. The transcript is spliced from 3 exons. The record is from RefSeq and is a predicted model, not a curated record.